Molecule: messenger RNA, 600 nt
Organism: Symbiodinium pilosum
Lineage: Eukaryota; Dinophyceae; Suessiales; Symbiodiniaceae
Source: the annotation of a GenBank genome assembly
GUGACGAGGAGUUGGCCGUGAAGAAGCUGAAGGAGUCAGUCGUUUGGAAGCGUGACACGCUGACGGGAUGGCUGGAGUCGCAAGCAGAGAGCUUGCCAACCGCAGAAACUCGAGUCAUCGCCAUCGGCCAUGAGUCAAGGCCGUUGGUGUAUUCUGGCUGUGUGAAUCAGCGGCGCGGAGAAGUUGCAGGAGUCAUCCUAGCAUGCGUUUGGCACAAGGCCCUGGAAGAUGCAGGCCCGACUGCACAGAUGGACUAUGUGCUGGAUGCUCAUGGCUACCAGCCCCUCCUGAACUUGAACUUCAUGCCUUACAUCAAUGUUGCUGGCAGCCUCAACUCCUACUUUGCCGAACGGUUCCAUCGAAUCGUGCUGCUCGACGUUCCAACAGUGAUGUCGGUGCUUAUGAAGGCCAUUCUGCCAGUUCUUCCGCAGAAGACAAGGGAGAAGCUCUUCUUCGUGCGACGGGACGAGCCGGAGUCCAUGAGUGCUUUGCACGAUCUCUGCGUGAACGAGGACAUGAAGGGGAUGAUCCAGCAACUCCUCAAGAUGAAUGGAGAGGCGACCUCCAGCGACGGCAGGGAAGCCACACAUCGGCUGACAA